CUUUGAAUGCAAUUCUGAAUUAAAGCAAGGAGAAAAAAGGUUGUCAGACAAACUAUGAUGGAUGAGUUAGUGCAAAAGUCCUACGAAUGGUGCAAGGCUACUGGGGUUCCCAAUGCAAAAACGCCAGAAGAGAGAAUUUUGAAAGCACAUAUGAACAGGCUAUGGAAAUGUGUGACGAAGCUCAACAGAUUGAAAGUGUUGUCAACCGGGCUCAACGUUUUCUCCGAGAGCAUGACUGAACGGUUGGAACAAUGCACCCAAAAGAUACACGACUUGGAGAAUACAAAACUCUUCCAAGAGAUGCGCAGGACUGACAUGGAAAUGGAAGCUAUGUUUAAGCACGACUCUGAUUUCUCACCAGUUAUGACGACCGAAUAUGGCGAAUUUGGAUCAGUUGACGUGUGGCUAUCGAGCUGUUCAAAAAAUAAAAACGUGCUUUUGUAUUCGAGCGUGACUGGGCAGCCAAUUCACAAGAAUGAUUUCGUUCUAGUGGAGAAGUUUUCCAAGAAGCAGUCUAAUGGCAAAUCUUUUUGGAAGUACGCUAAGAAAAACACAGCACAUCUCAACACCAAAAAUCAGAACGUCUACGAGUUGCAACCAGCUAUCAACAUCGACCGCCUUGACCUGGAUGGUUCUCUUGUCCCCAAAAUGCCAGCAAAGGAGGAGUCUGCUUUUGUUUUAUCCUCGCGACUUGCAUUCCCUAAGCCAUGCCACCCAUCCACCUACAAGAUUGGUCAGUCAGUGCUUGUUCGAAUACGGAGCGACGAGGAUGAUGAGAGGUUUCUGAAGUUGUCAAUCGCUGUUCGAAACGAGCUUCGUGAAGUGUUCAAAAAGGCAAUCGUUGCUGAUUUGCCAUCUGAGGACAACGAAAAUAGAUUCCUGGUGUUCUUCGAAGGAGGCUCAUUCGGCCAUGUUAUCCCCGACCAGGUCAUCCCAACUGUGGAAGAUAUCUCUCAAACUGUUCUGUCUACUCUGAGUGAGAAUGUGAAGAGAGAUGUACAGGCGUAUCUCUACUUGGUCAAGAAACAUGGGAGACCAGAAGUGGUGGAUAAAGAGCGAGGAACACCAGUCGUACUGCAAACCGAGAAAAACAAAAGGUGAG
This is a messenger RNA of Symsagittifera roscoffensis, 1102 nucleotides long. RefSeq lists its product as uncharacterized. The transcript is spliced from 9 exons. Lineage: Eukaryota; Metazoa; Xenacoelomorpha; Acoela; Convolutidae. The record is from RefSeq and is a predicted model, not a curated record. The coding region runs from base 55 to 1101 and encodes 348 amino acids.